UAGAAUUUUGCGAAUUGAGCCUUGACUUGCUUUAUUAUUCUCCAUUUAUACUACCAAUGCUCGUUUCUCUUUGCGCCUCUUCCCCCAUUCUUCUACAGCAUUUCCUAUUCAUUCAAAUUCAAUCUGUUUCUGAAAUCAACGAAAUCACCUAUGUCAACCUUGACCACCCUUCCUCCAGACACAUUUUCGGCUCGGGAUGAUGUUGGUCGCCUCCGCAAAGCUUUGAAAAAAGGAAUGCGCUGCAAAACUUCAAUAGUUAUAGAAAUCCUUGCUCACAGAGAUUCAGCACAAAGAGACCUCAUUCUACAAGAAUAUGAAACUGCAUAUUCUGAACCGCUUACCAAACGCAUCAGUUCAGAGCUUCAUGGGAAUCUCAAGAAAGCAAUGCUUCUUUGGAUGGAUGAACCUGCCAAUAGGGAUGCUACCGUAGCAAGGCAAGCCUUGACUUCAUCUCUUGUUGAUUAUCAAGCUAUAACUGAAGUGAUUUGUUCUCGCUCCCCAUCACAAAUAAGACGCUUUAAAGAAGUUUAUCAGAAAGUAUACCAUACUCGUUUAGAGAGGGACAUUGAAGACUAUCUAUCUGGGGAUCUCAAAAAGCUGUUGCAUGAAUAUAUAAGCGUACCACGUUAUGAAGGCCCAGAAUUUAAUCAAGAGAUUGUAGAGAAGGACGCAAUGGAUCUGUAUAAAGCCGGGGAGAGGAAGAUGCUAGGAACCGAUGAGAAGACUUUCAUAAGGAUUUUUAGUGACAGAAGCAGGACACAUUUGGCUGCUAUUGCCAAAGCAUAUGAAAGAAACAACGGCAACUCACUGGAAAAGGCCAUAAAGAAAGAAACACAUGGCUAUUUUGAAAGGGGCCUCCUGGCCAUUCUUCGAUGUGCUACUAACCCCGCACUGUACUUUGCCAAGAUUCUGAGGAAAUCAAUGAAGGGUUUUGGAACAGAUGAUAGUAGAUUAAUAAGGGUAAUCGUGACAAGAACUGAAGUUGAUAUGGAACAAAUAAAAGAAGCAUACCUCUCAAGAUAUGGAAAACCAUUAGCCAGUACCGUUCGAUCAGACACAUCAGGUCAUUAUAAGGACUUUCUUCUAUCUCUGAUAGGCGGUGAUUAGAUGGGAACAAGAGCCCUAUGAACAAUGGCAUGCAUCUACGAGCAAGUUUUGACAUGAAUAAAUGCAUGCAAGAGUCAGUAGCAUGAGAUUGAUUUCUAAAUAGGAUAUCCAUCUGAAUAACUUGCACACUCAUGGUCCGGUUACCCUUUAUUUCCUUUGUACAUAAUAUAUGCAUAAUUAUUUCAUACUACUCUUUCCUAUCUAUUAAAAGAUGGCGGUAAAGAAAAAGACAAAGUGCAGUCAAGUUAUGAAACCCCGUUGCUCCUU
Molecule: messenger RNA, 1374 nt
Organism: Prosopis cineraria
Lineage: Eukaryota; Viridiplantae; Streptophyta; Magnoliopsida; Fabales; Fabaceae
Product: annexin D5-like
Exons: 6
Coding region: 151-1107 (318 amino acids)
Cellular component (GO): cytoplasm
Molecular function (GO): calcium-dependent phospholipid binding; calcium ion binding
Source: RefSeq, a predicted model, not a curated record